AUGGUGACUGCGGGAGGCUUCACCUAAGACUUUACACGGAACAAAAACCUGGGAUUUACUGCGCUCACGUUUCCGCUCAGGUGUCACGGUAAAGGUGUUAAUACCUCUCUCGGCCCCCGCGUGUUUCUUUUCCGGCGCCCCUGUAGUGAAUAUUUGUAGUUUGGAGUAGCAUUAGAGUAGUUUUUGGUUGUAUUUGUGUUCAGAUGACGGCGCAGGUAGACUACCUGGCGGUGGUUUUCGCCGCCACAUCUGGCGCGAGCGGAGAGCUGUUAGGAUCCGACGAGAAGGAGCUCGUGCACUUGGUUUGGCAGCUCGUGGAUGUCAAAAACAAGAAGUUGGGCAAGGUGAAUGAGCUUCUCAUUAAGCCUGACCUCUCAAACUUGACAGAGGAAAAAGGGGAGGAGGAUGUUGUGGAGGAGAGCGUUGAAGAAGAGAAUGGAUCUGGAGCAGAUAGCGUCUCUACAGCUUCGAGUCUUGAAGCAGCUUUAAAUCUGUUUCAUCUACAACUGACAAAUGAGGUGAACAGCGCGGGCACAGGCACGUCAGUGUGUUUGUGUACUGACGGGCAGCUUCACAUCCGUCAAGUGAUUCACCCUGAGGCUGCGAGCAAGAACAUCCUGGUGCCAGACUGUUUCUAUUCUUUUUUUGACCUCCGGAAAGAGUUCAAGAAGCACUUUCCUACAUCUGACCUCAAGGCUUUGAAUGUCCACAUCAUGGCAGAAUCUCUUAGUAUACCUGUCGACGUGCCUGCCAUGUGGGAUCCCUCAGCUACACUGGAUCCUGCAGCCAUAAUGCCCCCAGAAAUUGCAGUGCAGCAAGUCCAGAUUAUGGCCAAUAUUGUUCUUGCCUUGCUUUCUGAGCCAUUUAGUCACACAUUUUCUAACCCCGAGAAAGUUAGUGAGAAGUUUGAGACUGGCACUUGCAGUAAGAUGGAGAAAGUGUGUGAUAAUACAGUGAUCAGAGCCAGAGGGUUGCCAUGGCAGUCAUCUGACCAGGACAUUGCUCGAUUUUUCAGAGGACUUAACAUCGCCAAAGGAGGGGCUGCGUUGUGUCUUAAUGCCCAGGGGAGAAGGAACGGAGAAGCUCUCGUUCGUUUUGUCAGUGAAGAACACAGAGACCUAGCGCUGCAGAGACACAAACACCAUAUGGGCAACAGAUACAUAGAGGUUUACAAGGCAACAGGAGAGGAUUUCUUGAAGAUAGCUGGAGGUACGUCCAACGAGGUAGCGAUGUUCCUGUCCCGUGAGGACCAGAUCAUAGUGAGGAUGCGAGGUCUUCCUUUUACUGCCACACAUGAGCAGGUGCUCGCCUUCUUCUCGCCGGGGGAGGGGCUUAAAGAGACAUGUCCGGUCAGCGGGGGAAAAGAUGGCAUCCUAUUUGUUCGCUACCCAGAUGGGCGUCCCACUGGCGAUGCUUUUGUUUUAUUUGCCUGUGAGGAACACGCCCAGUGCGCUCUGAGGAAACACAAGGAAAUCCUGGGGAGAAGAUAUAUUGAGUUGUUCAAAAGUACAGCAGCAGAAGUCCAACAGGUGUUGAACCGGUACUCGUCAGCCCCUUUGAUCCCUGUAGCUCCUGCCCCCCUAGUGUCAGUGUUACCCACAGUAUCUCUCCUGCCCCCUCCUGGCAGUGUGAGAGACUGCCUCAGACUGAGGGGGCUGCCGUACACAGCGAGCAUAGAAGACAUCCUCACCUUCCUGGGCGAGUUUACACAUGAUAUCAGACCACAUGGUGUGCACAUGGUACUCAACCAGCAGGGCCGUCCGUCAGGUGACUGUUUUAUCCAGAUGACCUCAGCAGAGCGAGCACUUCUGGCUUCACAACGGCUCCACAAACAUGUGAUGUCCAGCCAACGCGGGACAAACAGUCGCUAUGUGGAAGUUUUUCCCUGCAGUGCCGAGGAGAUGGGCCUGGUGCUGAUGGGAGGCUCACUCUCACACACAUAUACACACACACUCACCCGGAGCAGGAGUGGGACAGGGCUCAGCCCGCCGCCAUGUUUAUCACCACCUUCCUAUUCUGCCUACCCCGCUCCACCUGUGCUGGCCACAGAGGCUGCUGCUGCCCUCUACCCCCCCAUUGGUCAGAUGCUGCUGCCCCCCCGCCCCCUCCCACCAGGACACGCAUACUACCCUGUAUCUUCACAGUUGUACAUGAACAUGAACAUGAACUACUCAGCCUAUUAUCCCAGUCCACCUGGCUCACCUACUACCAUAGGCUUCUUCCCCUCCCCCUCGUCCCUCACCUCCCCAGGGGGUUUGGUACGCAUGCCAGGUCUGACCUACACCAGCAAUGGAGUCAAAGACAUCAUUAAUGCAAUGCAGGGAUAUCAAUACACCCCUGAGGAUGCUCUCAUGCACGCACACGGGCCUGUGCACGCUCACGACCCGUCCAGGACACUGCUUACGCAGCCCAAAGAAUGGAGUCCCGCAGAGUCGGUUUCCCUCCUGAGCGGCAGUCUGGUUGGUCAGUCCAGUGGAGGCGACGCUCCUCUCAUGUCCCUUCCUGCUCUUGUGACCAAACCUGCAGGGCAGUACCUGGAUCUGACCCUGCUGUAGGGACGCAAACACACAAACACACAUACAAAGGUCAUGUGACAAUUCUGUGUAUGUCAAAGACUAUUUAUGUAUUUUUAGAUUUUUAAAAAUAGUCUUUUUAGAUGUUAUUUAUAUCUUUAAAACAGAAAUUAAUGUAUUUUAUACCAAAUCAAUGUGGCCUUAGCCAAAAUAGCAGUUUUGUCUCAUAUUGCACAGUGUGUAUUUUAAAAGCUUUAUAGAGAUUUUUUUUUAACAUGUUAUGAUGUUAUAAUCAUUAUGAUAUAUUUGCUGUAAAAGUAGAGAAGAAUGAUCUGGUAGCAACAGAGCUAAAUCUGUUUUCUCAAGCUUUUCAGUGAACCAAAGUGAGACUGUGUGUGAAUGUGAGAGAGAUGAGAAUGAGCAUUAUGCAUGUCUGUGUCGAUAGAUUUGUUUCUUAAUCUGUUAAUGGAAUGCAUUUUAUUUGUUUAUAUACAUUUGAUACAGUACAGUGAUUGUAUUGGAAGCUUUAGUGCAUGAAGAAUUUAGUAGUAAAAUGUUUAAGAUGUUUACAUAAUGCCAAAUACCAAUGCACUGCUAAUCAAUAAUAAGACUACUGAUGAAUAUAUAAUAGCAGUAUCUUUGAAUGAUAGCAUAUGUUACACUGUGAGUUUGUCGAAUAAUCUGAUCUUUGCAUCAGACUUCGCUUACAAAGAUAUGACAUCUCACACCUUCAUUUUCCCCCCAUAUGUACCCUGUGCAGGUGUGUUUCCAUGUUGUGUAAUGCCAAUGUUGCUUUGUCUAUUGUUGUGGACUCACGCCUUAACAGAGGACAGCCCCAGUUCUCUGUAACCUGACCACAGCAUUACAUUCUUCAAGGCGACUAAUGUCACAAUAUCUCAGCUUACCGGGUGAAUCUCGGGAGCCAGAGGUGGUUUUAUCAACUGUUAGACUCAGAUAGGACCACAUGCAUUGAUCAGUUCAUGCACUUUCCUUUUCAUCUUUCAACCGUCUACACUGAUGUCAGGGAACGAGAU
Molecule: messenger RNA, 3547 nt
Organism: Sphaeramia orbicularis (orbiculate cardinalfish)
Lineage: Eukaryota; Metazoa; Chordata; Actinopteri; Kurtiformes; Apogonidae
Gene: esrp1
Product: epithelial splicing regulatory protein 1
Exons: 16
Coding region: 204-2555 (783 amino acids)
Molecular function (GO): RNA binding
Source: RefSeq, a predicted model, not a curated record